Molecule: messenger RNA, 5256 nt
Organism: Heterocephalus glaber (naked mole-rat)
Lineage: Eukaryota; Metazoa; Chordata; Mammalia; Rodentia; Bathyergidae
Source: RefSeq, a predicted model, not a curated record
CAGAUCAGUUUGUCACCACCCAGGCUCUCUUGCCUUUGGCUGGGUGCAACUUCCAUUUUAGGUGUUGGAUCUGAGGGGAGAAAAAGAGAGAGAGGGAGAGGGAGAGAAAGAAGAGCAGGAAAGAUCCUGAAAGGAGAAGCGGUGGCGAAAAUCAACUGCCUGGCUGGAUUUGCCUUCCUCAGCACAUUGGCUACGCCUAGGGUCUCUUGCCCACAGGACUGGUUUUUAGGAGUCCACAUUCAAGUGUGAAGUGAGGGGGCCUUCUCCCUCCUCCCCUUCCUCUGCGCCACCUUCCUCUUUACCCUGCCCUGCGGCGGCUCCGCCCCUUACCUUCAUGGAGGACUCAGAGGUGGAGUCGACCGCCAGCAUCUUGGCCUCUGUGAAGGAGCAAGAGGCCCAGUUUGAGAAGCUGACCCGGGCGCUGGAGGAGGAACGGCGCCACGUCUCGGCGCAGCUGGAGCGCGUCCGGGUCUCGCCACAAGAUGCCAACCCUCUCAUGGCCAACGGCACCCUCACCCGCCGUCAUCAGAACGGCCGGUUUGUGGGCGAUGCUGACCUUGAGAGACAGAAACUGUCAGAUCUGAAACUCAACGGACCCCAGGAGCACAGUCACCUUCUGUACAGCACCAUCCCCAGGAUGCAGGAGCCAGGGCAGAUCGUGGAGACCUACACAGAGGAGGACCCUGAGGGAGCCAUGUCGGUGGUCUCUGUGGAGACCUCAGAUGAUGGGACCACGCGCCGCACGGAGACCACGGUGAAGAAAGUAGUGAAGACCGUGACGACCCGGACAGUGCAGCCCAUGCCUGUGGGACCAGACGGGCUGCCUGUGGACACCUCCUCGGCUUCUAACAGCUACAUCCAGACUCUGGGCCGUGACUUCCGCAAGAAUGGCAACGGGGGCCCGGGUCCCUGCGUGGGGCAGGCGGGCACCGCCACCCUUCCUCGGAACUUCCAUUACCCUCCCGACGGGUACAGCCGCCACUACGAAGACGGCUACCCAGGGGGCACCGACAGCUACGGCAGCCUGUCCCGGGUGGCCCGCAUCGAGGAGCGGUACCGGCCCAGCAUGGAGGGCUACCGGGCCCCCAGUCGGCAGGACGUCUACGGGCCCCAGCCCCAGGUGCGGGUGGGUGGGAGCAGCGUGGAUCUGCACCGCUUCCACCCAGAGCCCUACGGGCUGGAGGACGACCAGCGCAGCGUGGGCUAUGACGACCUGGACUACGGCAUGAUGUCUGACUACGGCACUGCCCGCCGCACCGGAACGCCCUCCGACCCUCGCCGCCGCCUCAGGAGCUAUGAAGACAUGAUUGGGGAGGAGGUGCCGUCGGAUCAGUACUACUGGGCUCCUCUGGCCCAGCAUGAGCGAGGAAGCCUCGCAAGCUUGGACAGCCUUCGCAAGGGAGGCCCCCCGCCUCCAAACUGGAGACAGCCAGAGCUGCCAGAGGUGAUCGCCAUGCUGGGGUUCCGCCUGGAUGCCGUCAAGUCCAACGCAGCCGCGUACCUGCAGCACUUGUGCUACCGCAAUGACAAGGUGAAGACCGAUGUGCGGAAGCUCAAGGGCAUCCCAGUGCUGGUGGGAUUGCUAGACCACCCCAAAAAGGAAGUGCACCUUGGGGCCUGCGGUGCUCUCAAGAAUAUCUCUUUUGGACGGGACCAAGAUAACAAGAUUGCCAUAAAAAACUGUGACGGUGUUCCUGCCCUUGUGCGGCUGCUGCGAAAAGCUCGUGAUCUGGACCUUACUGAAGUCAUUACUGGAACCCUGUGGAACCUGUCAUCCCACGACUCGAUCAAGAUGGAAAUCGUGGACCACGCGCUGCACGCCUUGACGGAUGAAGUGAUCAUCCCGCACUCUGGCUGGGAGAGGGAGCCGAGUGAGGACUGCAAGCCGCGCCAUAUCGAGUGGGAGUCCGUGCUCACCAACACAGCUGGCUGCCUGAGGAAUGUAAGCUCAGAGAGGAGUGAAGCCCGCCGGAAGCUUCGGGAGUGCGAUGGCCUAGUUGAUGCCCUCAUUUUCAUUGUCCAGGCUGAGAUUGGACAGAAGGAUUCUGACAGCAAGCUCGUGGAGAACUGCGUCUGCCUCCUGCGGAACUUGUCCUAUCAGGUUCACCGGGAGAUCCCACAGGCCGAGCGCUACCAGGAGGCACCGCCCACUGUUGCCAACAACUCAGGGCCCCACGCGGCCAGCUGCUUUGGCGCCAAGAAGGGCAAAGAUGAAUGGUUCUCCAGAGGGAAAAAACCCACAGAGGAUCCAGCAAAUGAUACAGUGGACUUCCCUAAAAGAACCAGUCCUGCUCGAGGCUAUGAGCUCCUGUUUCAGCCAGAGGUGGUCCGGAUAUACAUCUCACUUCUCAAAGAAAGCAAGACCCCUGCCAUCCUGGAAGCCUCUGCCGGAGCCAUUCAGAACUUGUGUGCUGGGCGCUGGACAUACGGCCGAUACAUCCGCUCCGCCCUGCGUCAGGAGAAGGCUCUCUCGGCCAUAGCGGACCUCCUGACCAAUGAGCACGAGCGCGUGCUGAAGGCCGCCUCCGGGGCACUGAGGAACCUGGCUGUGGAUGCUCGCAACAAGGAGCUCAUUGGUAAACAUGCCAUUCCCAACUUGGUGAAGAAUUUGCCAGGAGGGCAGCAGAACGCCUCCUGGAGUUUCUCAGAGGAUACCGUCAUCUCUCUUUUGAACACCAUCAAUGAGGUUAUUGCUGAGAACUUGGAGGCUGCCAAAAAGCUUCGCGAGACACAGGGCAUUGAGAAGCUGGUGUUGAUCAACAAAUCAGGGAAUCGCUCGGAAAAAGAAGUUCGAGCAGCAGCACUGGUGUUGCAGACAAUCUGGGGGUACAAGGAGCUGAGGAAGCCCCUGGAAAAAGAAGGCUGGAAGAAGUCAGACUUCCAGGUGAACCUCAGCAGUGCUACGCGGAGCCAGAGCAGCCGUUCCUAUGACGACACCACGCUGCCCCUCAUCGACCGCACCCAGCAGCUAGAUAAGAAACCUGACCGGGAAGAAAUUCAAAUGAGCAAUAUGGGAUCAAACACAAAAUCACUAGAUAACAACUAUUCUACACUGAACGAGAGGGAUCACAGCAGAACACUGGAUCGAAGCGGGGAUCUGGGUGACAUGGAGCCUUUGAAGGGAACGCCCUUGAUGCAGGACCAGGGGCAGGAGUCUCUGCAGGAAGAGUUGGAUGUGUUGGUUUUGGAUGAUGAGGGGGACCCGGUGUCUUACCCCUCCAUGCAGAAGAUUUAGCACCACUAUCUCUGCUCCACCUGGGCUUAUAAUAUAUGUACUUUUAUUUUUUGGUGGUGAAAUGGACUGAUGAUUUUUUCCUUUCUUCGCUGGACUAUUGUGCCAACUGCCAGGCUGCCUCCUGCCCUUUCAGCCCCAAGUGGCUGCCUUCAUUCCAUCGACUCCCAACUUCUCGCAGUGAAGUUUAAUUGUCCCGCCCCCAUCCCCUCUCAGCCCCUGGGUUUCUGCCGAGGAACCUGACUGUUGUAUGCAUAUCCCGAGAAACUGCUGCAGAUGAGCUCUCUGGCCGGCUCUCCUGGAAUCGGCCUCGUGUGGAGGGAGGGAGGGAAUGGGAAUCUGCACUGGAAGCCAUGGGGAGCAUCAGAAGUUCCGUUCUGUAUAUGCAAUGUCCAGCAAUCUGCUACACGGAUGAUUCUUAGUCAAGAUGAUUUUCCUGGUGGGGAAGGGACUUUUUAUUUUCUUUUGGAGAGUGGGAAGUGUGAAUUCUUCCUCAUUCCAGUGGCUGUUGUGGAGUAAGAAGGCUGACAUCAUUGGCACAUCCCACCUGGCAAGAGCCCUUGAGUCACGGAAGGUCUCCUCGCACUGGGGUGGGAAACCCUUGCUCUCCUCAUCUCUGAGGCAGGGAGCUCAAGGUCCACAGACUCCAUCUCUUAGCUGAGCCUCGAGCCAACCCCAGGCUGCCGCUGGCCCUUGCUGAGGCCUCCUGAGCCUCCUCUCCACCCUGCGGUGCCCGCCGACUCGGCCUGGCCAUCUGCAGGAGGCUGUGUCGAGGAGGACAUCGAGGAAGACUGGUGGCGAAGGGAGGGAAAGAUGUCUUUUGGGAAGAAGAGGAACCUUCAGGAGGAGCCGGAAGGGAAGUACCAGAAGCGGUUAGUCUGAAACGGGCAGGAAGCUUCAAAGCUGGCUCUCCUGCCCCAUUUCUCCUUCCCCACCCUCUGAGCCUGUCCUCCCUGCCUCCUCCCUGGAUUGGUUGGCACCUACAGGACUUGAUGUACAGAACUGCUGUCCCCCUCCCUUCUAAGGUGGCGAUCGCCCCGGCUCUGCCUCCUCUCUGUGCCUUUGGCCUGGGUGCAUCUCCUCCCUCCCUUCCAUGUGCCUUUCUUUGCCUCUGCAGUCUCAUUGUUCAUGAUUUUUUGAGUUAAAAUAUUUUGUUGCUUUCUUACCCACGAUUGGCCCUCAACAGCAGAAAGGAGAGGAGAGGUGACUAGAGAACCCCAGAUUCUCCAGUAGGGAUGGGUGUAGCUCUGAUUUCCGCCAUGGCAAGCUCUUCUCACAGCAUGGGGUUGGGGUUUUGUGAAAAUCUCCUCCUGAGGGGUCUCUGCGGCUGGCAGGAGGGGUGAGCAGUGUGGCCAACUGAGUGCCCAGCGUUUGCCAUCCCUGGGAAGGGGCGCUUGGACACAGCCCGGCCUAGGCCCUGUCACUCGUAUACAUGAGCAGGUUGACUGCUACAUGGGUUGAUUAUUUUUCUUUUAACCAUUUUCCUUAUUUGUGUUCUACUCCCCUUAAUCUGAAAGCUCCGUUCGGUGCAACUGGAAUUCUUUCUCCCUCUUCCCCUUUCUUCCCUUGCAUAUUGAGGCUGUGGGGUAGGAGAAAAGUACACACCCACCAGCCCCUUCCCCCCCACUUCUCCCCACUGCUGUCCACCUUCUCUGGCCGCAAGGAGCCUUUGCUGUCCGUGACCUCAGAGCUCACUGCACAGGGCACCUGACCCCAUCCGGACCUGGCUCCGCUCUCGCUUUCUCUCGUCCUCCUCUGCUCUUCCUGGUGCUCUUUUCUUGGUGGGGUGUGGGUCAUAGAAUAGCCAUGGGCUUUGGGGGACCUGUAACUGUUUUUGUUUUCCCAUUUUCAUUUAUAAAACACUAAACAUUCGUCUCCAGAGAACCAAAAAUCCCACCUUCCCACUGGACACUAGGGGCGUGUCUUCUGCUCCACACGUUUGCUCUUUUUCUUUUCUUUCUCUCCUGUUAAUGCUUUUAAAAACAAAUGAGUUUUUUAUAUAAAUAAAGUUUUUAAAGUGUGUA